Molecule: messenger RNA, 704 nt
Organism: Diuraphis noxia (Russian wheat aphid)
Lineage: Eukaryota; Metazoa; Arthropoda; Insecta; Hemiptera; Aphididae
Source: RefSeq, a predicted model, not a curated record
AUGGCUGAUGAUUCCCAGGUGGCGUUGGUGUCAUGCGUGUCGGUCUCAUGUCUAUCGAUGGCCAAGAAAGUGAGAUGGGAACUGGUGUACGACCCAAUGSCGARCGACGAGUUCGAUCGGUUCACCGCCGCCGACCACCACGCCACCGUCAACCUAAUACAGCAGCGGGACGAGCAACAGCGACAGCGGGACGAGCAACAGCGACAGCGGGACGAGCGACAGCAAUGGCGGUACCAGGACGAGCAGCAGCAACGGCACCACCACCACCACCACCGGCAACAGCAACAGAAGCGGGACGAAUGGCAGCAGCGCCGCGGCGGCAAUAGCGAUCCUCGGUACGUCGCGUCCGAGGUUUGCAAUUGCACAGAAAUUCCAAAGAUCUACAACCUGACCCAAAACCACUAUCCCAAGGAACUCAUGUCGGUCACGUGCAUCGGAAACUGGUGCAAGACGGCCUCAUACCACGUGCCGGUGUUGUUAAAAUCGAACACGCAACAGAGCGAAAACCAAGACGACUUGCCGGACGAGCUACAGCAGAACGUCAAUCACUGGAAGUUCGACUCCGUAAGAAUCCCGGUCGCCUGCUACUGUUCUAUUAAAUAAACGAUAUUUUUUUUCCGCCUUUGACCUAUAUAUUAUACCUACAUUUUAAUAUACCAAGACGCAUAACACGACAUUUUCACCGUUUAGUUUUAUCCUGCAUC